GCGCAAGCGCACACUGCAACGCCGGCCUUCGCUCGGCUCCGCAGCGGAGAUCUAGCGGUACCGCGGGAUCUGUCCGGGUCCGGGCGGAGCGGACGCCGGCUUCCCAGCGCCGGUUCGGCCCCGAGCCGCCGCCUGGAGAGCAGCUGCAUCCUGGAGGCCUCUGCUGAGCCCGGGUGGCCGGUCGGCGGCGGGGCUGCCGGAUCCCUGCGGGGCGGGCGGAGAGCCAGGCCCGGAGGAGGGGCCGAGGGCGGUGUGCGGCGGCUUCCAGGACACGUGAUUAAUAUUUGGGCACCGCUGCAGCCCCAGUUCACCGGGUAGACUCUUCACUACACGUGGGAUUAGUGCUACCAGGUGAUCGCGACCAUGGCGAUGAACCUCCUGGAGGACUGGUGCCGGGGGAUGGAAGUGGACAUCCACAGGUCCCUCUUGGUCACGGGCAUCCCGGAGGACUGUGGCCAGGCGGAAAUUGAGGAGACCUUGAAUGGAGUCCUCUCCCCGCUGGGCCCGUACCUCGUACUCAACAAGAUUUUUUUGAGGGAAGAGAAUGCCAAAGCCGCCCUAAUUGAGGUCGGUGAGGGCGUGAAUCUGAGGGCCAUACCACGGGAAUUUCCGGGAAGGGGCGGUGUCUGGAGAGUGGUCUGUAGAGACCCCACCCAGGAUGCAGAGUUUUUGAAAAACCUGAAUGAAUUCCUGGAUGCGGAAGGGCGCACCUGGGAGGAUGUGGUCCGCCUUCUACAGCUCAGCCACCCCCCACAGUCCCAGAACCAGAAUCUGCCCCCAGAGAACUGGGCAGAAGCUUUGGGGGUCCUCCUGGGGGCAGUGGUACAAAUCGUAUUCUACAUGGAUGCUGAGAUCCGCAGUCGGGAGGAAGCUAGGGCUCAGGAGGCCGCUGAGGCCCAGGCAGUGGCAGCCUCUGCUUCAGCAGCAGGGAGGAAGAUCAAAAAGGAACCAGGGCGGGCUGCCCAGGUGGUCUCUGCCUUGAAGAUGGAGAACCCGGACAGCUGGAAUGACAUGGAAGAUGAAAGUGACCCUCCCAAACCUUUGGUUUGUAAGGCUGGAGCUAAGACUCGCUCCAGGAGAAAGAAGCAGAACAGAAACCCCAAGCAGGAACCAGUGUCCUGGAAGAAAUCCAAAGGGCAUCAUUCCAGCAGCUUGGGCUCCUUAGAGGAUCCCAAGGCUGAUGUUGGUAAAAAUACGGAGAUCUCAGAAUAUAUCAGGAGCCACAGAAAGCCCUGUGUGAAGCAGGAGAAAUCGGCUUUGAAGAAGCCCGUGGAGAAAUGUGCCUGGAAGUCUCCCAGAAAUGCACCUCAGGAUGCCGGCUCAGAAGCUGUAGGCACUGGAGUUGCCUGUGAGUCAGACCAAGAUGGUGGCCAGCAGGGCCCACCAAAGAAGAAGACCGUGGGCUGGGCCUCGGCAAAGAGCCCCACCCCCAUGAGGAAGAAAAAGAAGGUGAGCUUGGGCCCUGUCUCUUAUGUCCUUGUUGAUGUGGAAGACGCCAAGAAGAAACCAUGGAUUCCAAAGAAAGGACCAGGCUCGAGAAGGGGUGCGUCCGGUCAGAAGCCCCCCCGAGGCCCACAGCCUACUGAGUCACCAGCUUCAACCUCACAGGGUGCAGAGGCCAAGCCAGAAGGCUCUCCUCACGAACCCAGGAAGCUUUGAGUUGGGGGGCCACCUGAACCUAAGGAGUUGAAAGAAGACCAAGGAAGAAGUUCCAAGUUGGGAACAAAGUUUUGUCUUGUCAUUGAAUGAACCAAGACUUUUGACUCUUUUAGGGACCCACAUUGUAGAGAUCUGGUUCUCAGAAGUAAAUGCUGCGUGAGAUCUCAGGUAGAGGAAUUACGGGAGGGAGGCGUAUGGACCCUGAAGCUUUUCUCUUUGCCAGGCCUGCUUUCUCCCCUCCUCCCAGACUCACCUUCAAGGAUGGAAAGUUGAUAAGCAGAUUGGGAAGAUUCUAGAACAUUGAUCUUGACACAGGGGCAUGGUCGCAGUUAUGCUUAUCCAUGUUUGGCCUUUCUCCCCCAUUUCCUGCUUGCUCUUCUGGAUGGUGGUCUGACCUCUGCAGGGUCUGGCAUUUUAAAGAGCAAGGCAGCAUUUUCUCCCUUCCACCUUCUCUGUGCUUUGGCCGCAGGUAAGUUAAGCCAAGAUCUUUGACGCAGACCUGGCUUCCUUGUUCCUCCUGUUAGUCUUCAACUAACAUCCUCCAGUUAUCUAAACAGAAGGUGGUACGGUCCUGAGAGUUAGUUUUGUGAAAGGAGAAUAUCCUUGAAGUAUUUGAGUUUUACGUUGUGUUAAUAAAAAUGGUCCUUGGAUUCCCGUUGAGGCAAAACACUUUCAGGAACUUGCAGGGAAGAGGGAUGGUUGGUAGAGAAGGAUUCGGGUUGUCCCGGCUUCCCUGCUCUGAUUCCACCCAAUGCCACCAAACUCUCAACAUCUUUGAGAUUGCAGACACUUCUCACAUUAUAGUAAAAGGGAAAACGUUCUAAAAAACUGGCUGUCAAUUUCUGCCCUUUGAAUAGACCAGAAUACCAUGUCUCCAGUGUGCGCAUGUGUAGGCAGCGGCACAGGCUAUCUGAAGUCAUUGGUUCCAAAUUAUCCCAGGGAAGCCCAAUGCAUGCUCAAAGACGGAAUCCAAAUCUAUUUUUCUCAUGUAUUAGAAGAAAGACAACACUGAAAAAUGAUUACUUGAAUAUGUCGUAAUCCAAACCAAUAACAUUGGAGACUAUCAAAAUAUUACUUUGUGUUCAUAAGUUAACUUGAUUCUGUACAGGUCUCAGAUGAAUUGCUUCUCCCACUUAUUUGCAUAUAAAUGAAUUUCUUGUAAAAGUGACUGAUGAGAAAGGCUAGAAGUGGGAGAAAUUCCAGUUUGGUGCAUGCGCUGUAAUAGAACACUUUGUAAUUCACAUGCUCCUGUCUGGCUGUGAUUUUCAGUUGUGAUAGCAAGUAACUGUAUCAACAUGGCGCACAGUAAUAAUAUUCUGUCAGAAAGAGGUUUAGCUCCUUACGUUUUCAGUCUCUCUUCUGACUUCCGUUUUUGUGAUGAAGAAUGUGAACAAUUGUUAGAUGUUGUUAGUGAUUCAACUUUAAGAACAAAGUUCUUGUGACCAUUCCUUUCCAAAUCCUGGGUGAGUUUUAACCGAAGACUCAGAAAAAAAGAAAAUGUUUUCCAUCUGCAGCUUUUCAUCUGUGUGCACCGUGGUUUUUCUGGAUGUGAGCAAAAUAGGACACAGAAGUGAACUGGACUCUCCAGGAGAUGAAAGCCUGCAACUCUCCAGUACCUGAUUUCAAAACCAGGUCCAUUAUAAUAGGCUUCAUUGUGUUAACCAAUUGACAUAAUGAUUAGUAAUUGUCAAUGUAUAUGUCAUGAAAUAAAGUUUAGCAAAUUAAAUAUCCAUUGAGUCUCAUAGGUGGAGGUAAAAUGGGCUAUUUAAUUUGAGAAAAGGGUUCCUACUGCUGAACAGUAAGUACAGUGUCCUAGACUCCCGGGCCAGUGUGAGCUAUUGUGAGACCUGCGCUUAAGCUUCGAGGAUUGUCAAUUUUCCAUGAGAGAAAAAAAACCAUUGAGAUGUCUGUCCUCUUUGCUAUAUGGCCUUCCACGAAUGUGAAACGAUCUCCCACAGAUGUUGGGGUUUCUAGAAGUUUCUAGACCAGGUAACUGGUGAUGUGAAUUAUCUGGAAAUGUAAGUUUAUUUUUAAAAGUAGCUGGAUGGUGAAAACCCUUGCCUCCCUUCCCCUCAGACAGAAGUUGAGAUCUUUCAGCUAAAAACUUAGUUUUCUCCUGCCCAACCCCCACUCCUGCUAGGGAUUCCUACAUUAGGGUGGCCACUUCAUCAGUCACCUGGGGUCUUUGUUAAAAAUGCUACUUCUUGGUCCCGCCUGCUGAGUCAGGAUCCUUUGGGGGUUGUAUCUACCAGAAAUCUGUAUCUUAAACAAUUUCUCCUGAGACAUUAUUCCAGAUGGAAUAAUUCAUUCCUGAGGAAGGGGACAGAUCCUUUGGGAGCAAGGUUGGGGUUUUGUAAAAGGUGAAUGGUAGUUGUCAGGGCAGGAAGAUGCUCAAGAGACCGAAAGGGAAGCUGAACUUUGAGGACUCAGAGCUAAUUGGGCAGUGGAGCCUACGCUUGGAAAGACCCGGUGGAAGGCUUGUUGAUUGGGGCCUUCCCCCCAACCCCACGCGCUCUGUGGGAAAUGCUAUAUUUGACCAAGAUGUUUAAGUACCUCCCACAAUACCGUCACUCCCUCUAGUUACACCCACUCCAUCAGUAAAGUAUGAAAGGCUCCCAUCCCACGGCCCCAAGUGGGGUGAAAGCCAGGGAUGGGACCAGGUCCGGUACAGUUCUGUCCACGCCAUACUUUUUAGUGAACCAACCGUACUGCAAAAAAAGACUGUAAUGAUCCCUUUUGUUGAAUAUUUUUAAAAGGAAUAAAAACAUUGAUAUCCGUUAAUAAAUGCAUACAGAUACAUUUGUUUCAAAAGAUACAGGGUUUGGUUUUGUUUUUAACAGGGGUUGCCCUUAGAGUGAGGAACGGGUAGAGGGCCGGUGGAGAGGGUGCAAGGGGGGCCUUUCAGGAUUUAUUCUGGUUUCCUGUACUUUGUCAAUUUCUAUCUACUCAAAUUGUUUUUUUCCUUAAGUAGUAAGUAUUCAGCCAUGAAAAUCAAUGAAGUAGUGUUACCUGCUACAACAUGGCUGACCCUGCAAAACAUUAAACUAAAUGAAAGAAACCAGACACAAAAUUUCACGUAUUAUAUGAUUCUACCUACACAAAAUGUCCAGAAUCGGGAAAUCUAUAGAAGUAGAAAGUAGACUAGUGGUUGCCAGCGGCUAGCGGGGUGAAUGUGGAAUGACUGCUAAUGGGGACGGGAUUUCCUUUGGGGGUGAUGAAAAUGUUCUGGAACUAGAUGGAAGUGAUGGUUGCACAACACUGUGAAUGUACUAAAUGCCACUGAACUUUAAAAUAGUUAAUUCUAUGUUAUGUGAAUUUCAACUCAAUAUUUUUUUGAAAGUAGUGAAAAAAUCUGGCAGCAGGAUCAUGGAUCAUUUCUGAGGGGAGUGAAGUGGGUGUUCUUUAUGCUUUCCCCGCAUUAAAAAGUCACCACGCCAAACACACGUGUUAGAUGUGGAAAUCAUGUUACCUCUCUCUGCCAUGUAAAUUAGCUCUGCUGCAAAUCUUGAAAGAAAGCUUUUCCUGUCAUCUUGAGAUGUGUAUUUGAAUUUUUUAAUCAACAUAUUUUGGGUUAGAAGACUUUAGUUUCCCAAAGGUCAAUUUUUAAAAUUCCAGCCUGGAUUCAUCCAUCCUUGUAAAACUGGUAAAGCAAGAGGACUUGCAGAGUGUACCAGUCUGGUCACGCUCAAGUAAAGCACAACCCUGGGGCUCAGCCUCAGCAGGAAUGUUCUGGAACAACAGUGAAUGUGUAGCUAAUGUCAACAGUUUUAGUCCACUUUCAUGCUCGAGGCGAGUUCUGAGUGUUUCUCUUGUGACUUUCACACUUAGGGAAGAAAAGUGAGCACUUACAGAAUAUUCAAGGUCAAAAUUCCCGAGCAAGAAUUUUCUACCACUGCUUUGUCAAGGUUCUGUAUGUGCUUCACUGAAGCAUUUCCUAUGAGUGCAAGGUGAGCUGUUUUAAAAACUGUCAACAUCUGAAAUAACCAGAAAACGGAGAGAUAGGUCAAUAAUGAGAGGGGAUUGGCUCUGAUAAACACUAAAAUGUAUUCCUAUGAAGUUAUAAUAAUUAAAACAGUUUGGUACAGACUGAAGAAUGGGGGAAUAUUGAGUCUGGAAACACAGCUACAUAAAUAUAGAAUUACAGUUUACAACAUAGGUGGAGUUUCAAACUGGUGAGGGAAACACGAAUUCAGAAAAUCGUGUCGGGACAAGCUAACUAUUUGGGGAAAUAAGCCACUCCUAUGUCAAAAUUAAUUCCAGAAAGAUAAAAAAAUUUACAUAAUGAAAUUGUAAGAGUUUCAGAGGGAAAGAUGGGUGGUUAAUUGAUCAUCUUCGUGGGGAGGAAGCUUUUGAAAGUCGAGUGGACUUUCGGAGUGCAAAGGUCACCUGCACAUAAAUGCAGGCCAAAGCUGGGACCCAGGGCAAGGGUCCAGUUUCAUGUAACCUGAAACCAUCAAAGAAAACUGGUUACUUAGCCACUAUGACCACAGAAAAAUUAAUUUUUUACAUGAGAAAAAAAGUGCAAAAAUAGUGACAAAUGGGGGGGGAAACAGACAAAGGUUUCAUACCUUCCUUUACAGAAAGCUCAUAUAAGUGAUCAAGAAAAAAGAGGAACUGAGAAAAAUGUUAAGGGGCAUGAAUGACAAGUUUACAGGAAAAUAAAUAUCAAUGGCCAGUAAACACAGAAAACGAUGCUCAACCUCACACUUAAUAAAGAAAUGCACAGCAAAUACAGUCAUGAGAUAAGGAUGAACAUAUAAAUGAAUGGAAUAGAGCAGAGAUUCCAGAAAACAACUACAAGACCCCAUUUUCCAUGUAUCUGAUUGGCAAAAGUUGUAAAAGUGUAUUACUCAGUGCUGGCAAAGCUGUGAUGAAACAGUCUCACUAUUGUUGGGAGUGUGAACUUGUCUGGACACAGUCUGGCAAUAGCUGUCAAGUUUUCAAAAUGAGUUUUGUGUUGGGUCCCAGGGAACAUGCUACUAACAAUUUUUUCUAACGAUAUACUCUCAAAUAUAAGCCAUGCUGCACAUUUGAGAGAGAUUACAGAAGAGUGUAAGAGUGAAAAAUGAAAGUAAGUCACCUCCAUCAGUCUGGAACUGGUCAAAUGAACUGUGGUACAACUGUGGGAGUAUGGGACACUCUAUACACAUUAAAAAGGAAGGUUCAAAUACCUAUUGCUGAUGUAGAAAAACUUGGAAAAUAUUUUAAGUGAAAAAUAACCAAGGUAGAGUAGGGCACGUGGGAUCAGCUUUGUAU
Messenger RNA from Rhinolophus ferrumequinum (greater horseshoe bat), 6915 nucleotides. It is a transcript of the gene PNMA8A, whose product is annotated as PNMA family member 8A. The record is from RefSeq and is a predicted model, not a curated record. Bases 364 to 1659 code for a protein of 431 amino acids. The transcript is spliced from 3 exons. NCBI's taxonomy places the organism in Eukaryota, Metazoa, Chordata, Mammalia, Chiroptera, Rhinolophidae.